AUGUCAAAACCGGUUAAGAAUUCGCAUCACGACAAUACUCGUGACAUAUGGCGUCCGAAUAUGGGGGAGGCUGAGAGGGGAAGAGGUCGCCCGCGGUCCCAAUCAAGAGAGAGAAGACGCUCACCCCCUCCUGGCCCUAUGAAGAGAAGACAAGGCGGAGAUCGUGAUUUUAGGAGCCCGGAUAGGGGGUCGAGGCCAUUUGAUAAACCACCUCCAUCAUCCCGACGACGCUCUCGGGAGAGGAGUAGAAGCGGUGAUCGUAGACGUUCACCUCGCUACGGAUCAAUAUCACCCAGACGCCCUCCUCGUAUCGAGAAGACUAGCGGCCGACAUGCUGGCGGCGGUGCUUCGGAGUCACGAAAUUCUAAUCGCCACAAACGGCACCGACCCUCUGGGUCCCCUAUUAAACGCAGACGUUCUAGAUCCCCCGGUCAUUCUACUAAUAGACACUCAUCGAAAAAGACACGGAGGCCGAGGUCCCCUUCAAGAUCUCGAUCGGUAGCCAGGCGUGGUAAAAGGGAUGCUUCGGCUUCGCCAAGGCUAUUAUAUUCACCACAACACAGGAAGCAUAAGCCUCCGAGUCGAAGUCAUGACAAUCGGGAUAGGUCUAUGUCAAGUUCUCCGAGACGCUCACCUCGCGACUUUCGAUUCAGGUCUCCUAUCCGUAGACCAGUGCGAGGCUCAUCGCCGCCAUCAUCCAGGCGUCAUUCACCACCUCCUCCAUCAAGGGGACGCUCGGUAUCCCCUAUGCCACCACCACCGCCACCGAGGGGGCGGCGUGGUUUCCGACGAAAUUCCCGAUCACCACCAACUGGCCGUGGCCGGCGACAAUUUUCUUCUCAACGAUCUCCCCAAUAUCACCCUAAUAGAUCACCUAGGUUUCGCUCACCACCUCAUCCGCAGUCACCUCCGGAAAAAAAACGAUCAGCAAGCCCGCCGCCCACUCUGGAUCAGAACCCUCGGCCAAAAGCACCUUACCCUAACAGCCCUCACCCUGGCGAGUUGGAUGAACACUUUCCAGCGGUGGAUUCCAAUCUGUACGACCAAUCAUCGGUACCCAACAAUAACUCCCGGUGCGGAACCGUUUCAGCGCAAGAUAAGUCGGGCCCCAACUCAUUCAAUAGCCAAGAUCCUGCUGAGGGUUCUUUCAAGACUCUCACUCCAGAGCACAAUGCCCAGCAACCGGCUCCCCCGACAGCAUCACACAUACAUGAUGGUCCAUACGUAAACCCGGAUCGCCAGAAAAAUAUUCUUGCAGAUGAUACUCCCGGCUUUGGGAGGGGUCGGAGGUUUUCAAGAGAACAUCCAACAGGGUAUGUCACCUUUGAUCUUUAAUAAUUUUAAUUCACACAAUACUAAAUGAAUCGAAGCCCCUCGCGAGGUAGUUAUCAUUAUCAGGAUGGUCCUCCACAUGGCGGUCGACGUGGGUCGCAACAUUCUGAUUACCAUGCUCCCUUUUCUGGCCGUAGCACUCGUCAGGGUCAGUUUUCACCAGAGAGACGUCAGUCAUUUGAAGAGCGUAGGCCGGGCCGUCGCUUUGGGGGAAGAGGUCAUAGAGGACGGGGGCGUGGUGGGGGGGGUGGAGGAGUUCACUAUGAUGAUGGAGGAAUGGGAAGAGGGAGAAAUCGAUUCGAUCUACAUGAACAACCGCCAACACACCCUCGCCAAAGCCGUCCUGCCACGCCUGAGGAUUCUCGCCGCCCUAGCUCUAAGUCUAAGGAUGGGUCACAAGAAGGCCAUCACGAGAAGGAGAGUGAUGACGGUAGUAUGCCAAAUCCUAGGAAUGAUUCGGUAGCCCAUGAACCGGGCUCGCAAGUUGAUCACGAGAUGCCUCCGCCCUCCUGGCCCGCUUCCAAGAACAGCCCGGAACCUCCUCUUCAGGAUUCCCGUCUUUUCAAACGCAUACCCGGUGACCCGAACACAAAUCGUGGGCCCGUGUCGGGCGGAUCUGCUCCAACUGGCGAGAACAAGGGCGGAAGCAAUUUUCGACCCUUCGCCCUUGGGCUUUCCAAGAAUAAAAAAUCAUUGCCGAAGGCCCUCGAUGCCUCGCGGGAACCACCUUCAAGAGGACAGCCCAGGGGAUCUGGCGUCAAUAACAUUCCCUUGGGAAAGAGCGUUGAAGCGCUCACAAAGCCCGUAAAACGAGAGGCACAAUUACCGCCAAUGGCACCAACAAAUAAUUACCAGGAGAAAGAAAAAGUACCUCAAGUUCCGGAGACCCCCAUGGUUCAUCCAAUCGCUCGUCCACAGCCUCCUCAUGCCAAAGAGUCAAUUUACACCCGGUUGAGUAUGGUUGGGGAAGGCACUUAUGGGUGAGAACCUUUCGGUUAUCUUAUUAGUUUCCAUUACUAACCUGAUUGGCUCUCUCUCUAUAGUAAGGUGUACAAGGCGUCCAACAGUGUUACAAAGGAAUUGGUUGCUCUCAAGCGUAUUCGUAUGGAGAGUGAGAGAGAUGGCGUAUGUUUUACGGGCCCGAGCCUCCUUCGCACUGAACAGGGCUAACCUGUCGAUUCUAGUUCCCUAUCACGGCGGUGCGAGAGAUGAAGCUUUUGCAAGCGCUAAAGCAGGACAAUGUGGUCUCCCUGCUGGAAAUGAUGGUUGAAAAAAGUAGGUCUUGACUCAGUUCCAAAUGUUACCAUCUAUUAAACUGGUGUUAAUACAGGCGACUUUUACAUGGUGUUCGAAUAUAUGGAUCAUGACCUCACCGGAAUUCUCAAUCAUCCGACAUUCAGACUCGAGCCUUGCCAUAUCAAGCAUCUUGCGAAACAGUUCUUUGAGGGUUUAGAAUACCUCCAUCAUCGCGGUGUUCUUCAUCGUGAUAUCAAGGGUUCCAAUAUUUUGCUCAACAACGAUGGACAAUUAAAAAUUGCCGACUUUGGACUUGCUCGAUUUUAUACGAAAGCCAGUAAGAAACAAUUAGAUUAUACCAACCGCAUCAUCACUCUUUGGUAUCGUCCCCCCGAGAUCCUUCUUGGGGCCACCGCCUAUGGUCCCGCAGUUGAUAUAUGGAGCGCUGCCUGCGUAUUUGUUGAGCUUUUCACAAGGCAGCCGAUUUUCACAGGAAAAACUGAGAUCGACCAGCUGGAUACCAUCUACAAUGUCAUGGGUACUCCCAGCGUGAAAAUCUGGCCCGGUCUGAAAGAGAUGCCAUGGUAUGGAUUACUGAAAACGCCUGCACGGCGCCGACCCAAGUUCCAGGAAAGAUAUUCAAGGUAUGUGCCAUGUCUGCAGAUGUGAUCCGGCUGUGGCUGACAAUUUCAUAAGCCUUUUGCCAGCUACCACUAUGGAGCUAGCGACCCAAAUGCUACAAUAUGAUCCUGACAAACGGCCUUCGGCUGAAGAGAUUCUGAAACAUCAGUACUUUUUGGAAGAACCGGCUCCCGCACCUCCGCUUGGGUGAGUUGCCCGUCUUUUCCUUCACGCGCCCCUCACUAAUAACACGUGUAUAGUUUGCGUGACCUUAAGGGAGAUUGGCAUGAGUACGAAUCCAAGAUUGAGCGCCGGAGAGAACGUGAGAUUAACGAAAAGAAGAAGCGAGCUCUGCAAGAAGUGGACCGCAAGAAAUGGAAGGAAGCCCAAGCCGAGAAGAAGAGGCUAGCGCAACAGGAGUACAAUCCUGAACGGCCUGUAUCGGCCACAGCCUCUAAGCGAAAGCGCGAAGAUGGUGACAUUGAACCACCCGGGUCUUCUGGUUCGGUCAAGAAACGGGAGGUCGGCUCUUGAAAUCUAUCGGUGGUGUUUGUUAACGCAAGAUGUUUGGGUUUGUACUUUUUUUUUCUUUUUUUUCUUCCCCUAUCCAUCUCUUCGGCCCUUCUGUCUUUCCAUCUUCCGUCGCUUCCUAAACAUGAACGGAGCAAAAACUGGGACGUGGAAAAAAAUUUGGCGUUUAGGGAUGUUGUUUUUAUCCUCGGUGAUACAACCCAUCACCCCCCUCCCCUUUUCUCUCCCCAUUUGGCAAAAUUACUUUGCAAUUAAGUGUGUAUAUAAAUUGUCUUACUGUAUUUUCGGUAUUGCUGUAAUGUCCCUCCCCGCCCUUUUUUCUUCCCUCCCUAUCUUUUUUUCCUGAUUCUCCUGUUCAUAAUUCUUCCUUCUCUUCUUUAACUUCAAUGUGGUUUUUAUUAUGUAUGGCACAAACAUAGCGGUGCAAUUGCAUGGAAGCUAGUAAAUGGAGUCUUUGGGUUCAUAUUAGUAUAUGGUAAGCAAUGUACUAUACCUCAAUAACGACCAGUUAUGCGGAAAGGAUAGCGAUCCUACACGAGUACCAGCUAUUAACAUAAUUUUCUUUGCCUUGGACCGCAUGCAUAACGCCAGCCGCACCAACAGGAAUAUCUAUCCUCAAUCUAUCCGUGUGAGGCAAAGGGGGCCAGGGGAGGGGCAGAGAGAGAACCAGAGCACCUCAAAUGAGUAUCCCAUGAUACUCCGCCCUGCGGUACUUCUCCGCAAGCCCAGGCCACUG
Molecule: messenger RNA, 4456 nt
Organism: Tuber aestivum (summer truffle)
Lineage: Eukaryota; Fungi; Ascomycota; Pezizomycetes; Pezizales; Tuberaceae
Source: the annotation of a GenBank genome assembly